This is a messenger RNA of Morus notabilis, 925 nucleotides long. RefSeq names its product nifU-like protein 1, chloroplastic. The transcript is spliced from 4 exons. The record is from RefSeq and is a predicted model, not a curated record. Gene Ontology annotation, biological process: iron-sulfur cluster assembly. Lineage: Eukaryota; Viridiplantae; Streptophyta; Magnoliopsida; Rosales; Moraceae. Gene Ontology annotation, cellular component: mitochondrion. Bases 75 to 905 code for a protein of 276 amino acids. Gene Ontology annotation, molecular function: iron-sulfur cluster binding; iron ion binding.
UUGCGAACAUUUCCCUUCUUCUUAAUCACAACUUCAGACUUGAAGAAGAAGCUCCUCGCUUUCGAGUUUUGACCAUGGCGUCUCUAACGACCCUCGGAAUCCCUAAAUCCCCAACGCCUUCUGGUGAUAUCCUUCUCAAAUCCCACCAAUUUCCACAAUUCAUUCCUCUUAAACAACGACGAAUUACCUCCCAAAGCAAGGGCCUUUCCAAAACCGCGAUUAGAGCUUCGAACCAAAGCUCAACUACUGGUUCUUCGUCUUCGCCGGGACUGUACUCUGCCCAGAAAUUCGAUCUGACAGCUCAGAACGUUGACUUCGUUCUGGAGGACGUUCGACCUUAUCUCAUUUCUGAUGGUGGAAACGUUGAUGUUGUGUCUGUCGAAGACGGUGUUAUUUCUCUCAAGCUCCAAGGGGCAUGCGGGAGCUGUCCGAGCUCAACUACUACUAUGAAGAUGGGGAUUGAACGUGUGUUAAAGGAAAAGUUUGGCGACGCUGUCAAGGAUAUCCGCCAAGUCUACGAUGAAGAACCAAAGGAGACAGCUGUUGAGGCAGUGAAUGGUCACCUUGACAUACUGAGACCAGCCAUAAAGAACUUCGGCGGAAGCGUGGAAGUGUUAUCUGUUGAAGGUGAGGAUUGUUUUGUAAAAUACAAGGGGCCCGAGUCAAUCGGAUCUGGAAUCAAAGCAGCGAUCAAAGAGAAGUUCCCGGAUAUUGUAAACGUCGUCUUCACACAUUGUUUAUUCUAUACGGAUCAAGUUUUGGGGAAUAAUGAAAUCAACGGAUCCAAUUUUGGUCUACCACGCAUUAUACACUCUCAAUUCCAACUUAGAUUUUAUUACUGCUUCAACAUCAUUUUCGUACAUCAAAGAAGGCCAUUUGGAACAAUGUCUGAACUAUUUCUCUAAGAAGUUGCCGUUAUCGUUAU